Messenger RNA from Closterium sp. Naga37s-1, 453 nucleotides. Lineage: Eukaryota; Viridiplantae; Streptophyta; Zygnematophyceae; Desmidiales; Closteriaceae. The record is from the annotation of a GenBank genome assembly.
AUGAGUGCAGGUACAGCAUGGCGAUGCGGCGUGCUGUACCAUUCCCCUAUACCUCCCGUAAAGCCUCCCGUCCCCCCCCCAUGCUUCCCCGCAGCCGCGCCCGGCCAGGCAUGGUCGGCGCUCGUCCCGUGGGGCUGCGCGCUGUACGCCUCUCAGGCGGGCGUGGCAGCGCGCCUGGUAGUGGGAUGGGCAGGGGAGGUGCCCAUAGGGGAGGGCGCCGUGGGGUGGGGCGACAGUGCCGCUGCCUCGGGGGCUGCUGACCCCGAAGCCGCUGGCGCCGGUGCGUUUGAGCAGCGUGGUGCGGGGUCGAGCGGGGGAGAGGCGGGUGAAGCAGGAGGCGCGGGGAGGCUAGUGGAGCAGCAAGGCCCGCUGAUCAAGGAGGAGUCGCCGGGUGCUGCAGGCGGAAGUGGCCAACCAGCACACUCUGCAGCUGUAGGCCCUAGUGAAGGGUAG